UAUUCCAUGGUGUGCAAAACACUGCAAACUUCAAACUUUACAGUUAAAUUCUUUGUUAUCAGCUUAUCAAGUUGUAAUGGUCAGUACAACUACUCAGUAACAAUCAGUAACAAAGUAACAAACUAACAACUCUAACUCAGUCGACAGUCACUCAGUGAGACAAUUCUUUUCUAUGACAGUGAGUACUGAGUAGUGAGCACACUGAGUUUGUUGUGGAUGGUCACGGAUCAUAAAUCCCGACGGUCGACCAAUGGUUGAUGGACGACUUACACGAAAAAUUCCCUUUCGAGGCCGAUGUGAAUAGAUUUCUGUGGAUCAUCAGCCCGCCGUAACGCCAACGCCAUUCUCGAAUAUUAUCGUUCUACCCUGCCACUCGGAUCUUCACACAAUCUCAUACAGUGUCCCACGUACCCUUUGCAAGGCCCGUCUGUACCUGCCACGUACCGAUCUGAAAUGAGUUCGCUCGAAGUGGCCGAUGGGGCCGGAACGCCGUCUACGAUUUCGUUGGAUUCGCUUCCCAUUGAGGUAAUCAGGCCACGGAAGUCAUUUUUGAAAGACGCCUCCAGUUCGCAGGAGACAAUUUAUUUUAUGUAGAUCUCCAAAUUCGACAAAUUUUACUAUUUAAGUAUUCCUAAUGAUUUGUGAACGCAUUGAUGCUGACACACUGGUUAGGUCAUUGAUGUACGUCAAUAAACAAUUCUAUGACAUAAUCAGUGACAACUAUCUGUGGAAGAAAAGAGCCAUGCAUAAAUUUAACGAUUGCAAUGUGGCGUUCAUGUUAACAAGUGCUUACAAUGAAAACACAUUUAAUUGGAAACAAUUUGCUUGGCAUACGGAAUUGGAAGACAGUUGUUGGAGCGAAUAUAAGACAAAGACUACUACCACUGUUUAUAGAGGACCUCAUUUUUCUGAAGUGGAUGCUGUUAUCAUGGCCAAAGAUGGUAAUCAUUGUAUUUCUGCAUCGAGAGAUCGUUCUAUAUGCUUGUGGAGCACCGCUAUAAAUAUAAUCAACAACCCCAUGGUGCACAAAACAGAGAGCCAUAAAGGAUGGGUAUGGGAUUUAGACAUUUAUGAUGAUCAUCACUUUUUAUCGGGUUCUUGGGACUCCAGAGUCAAACUAUGGAAUACUGACAACUUCUCACAGAUUUCACAACCAAUACAAACAUUUAGAACUGAUGCAGCUGUGUUAUCAAUUACGAGCAAAGAAAAUUUUGUUGCUGCUGGACUUUAUAUGCCUAAAAUUAUUGCAUUUGAUCCUCGUGAACCUGAUAAACGACUAUUUGAACUACUUAAUUCUCAUAAGCGCAGUAUUAUUGAUUUAUGCUUAAUAGAAGAUAAUUAUUUGAUAUCAUUGAGUGAAGAUAAAACUGUAUCUGUUUGGGAUUUGCGUACAAAUAAUACUGUCAAAUCUAUGUACCUUUCUAAACAGGACAGUAGAUUUCCAAUGUGUGCUUCCUAUCAUGAUAAUAUACUAUUUAUUGGUGAUAAUCGAGAUUGUAUAUACUGGUUGGACUGUUCACAUGGGUUGUAUAAUAUUAUUGAGACUGUGAAACUUGAAAGGCCUAUAAAUGACAAUCGAAUUUACAAGCUCAAUUGCAUUAAAUGUACUAAUUAUGGCAGUGUUAUAACUGGGGGUAAUGAAGGAAUUAUUUACAUUUUAACUCCGACAAACCCACCAAAAGUUAUAGCCAAGGUUAUUGAUUCUGGUUCAGAAAUAACUUCAAUUGAUUAUCAAAAUGACACUUUAGUUGUUGGAUAUGUUAAUAGUUAUGUUCAAGUGUGGAAAAAAAUAUAGUUAUAUCUGUGAUAUCCAAUUAAUAAUUAACUGUAAUAAUCACUGCCUUAUAACACAUAAUUUUAAAAUAUAUUUUUUUUUUUAUAUACAUACAAAUAUUUUGAUAAUGCAGAGCAAUGUUUAAAAUAUUUUAUUUUAAAAAUAUUUAUUUUUGAUAAAACUUAAAAAGAAAUUUAAAAUAACUUUAAAUUAUUAUUCUAUAUUAUAAUCUAUAAUGAACACUCAAUUCUCUCCUAAUUUUAUAAAUACCACAGUUAAAAGACAAUUAUUUCUUAUUAAUUUUUUAAAAAAAUUUUAUCUUAUGAUGGACUAAGAAAAAUUUAUCUAACCUAAUACAUUAACUAGAAUAAUGGGUCAAUUUUAUUUUAUAAAAUCUUUUUAUUUGCAAAAACUUUUUACAUAAAUUCUUGUUCCUUUUGGUCGUGGUUACUUCUAGUCAUUAUUAAAUAUUAAUAUCCUAUUUGAUAUUAUUAACAAACACUAUUAAUUUAUUUUUUAGUACUUCAGUUUAAUACAUAACUUACAAGUAUUAUUAAUUAUAUUUACAAUUAACUGUUACUUUUUAAUUUUUAACGAUUUAAUUUAAUUUAAAUACUUUACCAUGACAAUAAAUUGUAACCAUUUUCUAAGAUUAAAAAUGUUAAAAUUAAUGUUUUUACCAUAAUAUAUAAUAUAUUUAUGUUGUAUUUUAGAGGUAUAAAAUAUAAAUGUAUGAAUGUA
Messenger RNA from Aphis gossypii (cotton aphid), 2515 nucleotides. Its product is annotated as F-box/WD repeat-containing protein 9-like. Gene Ontology annotation, molecular function: protein binding. Lineage: Eukaryota; Metazoa; Arthropoda; Insecta; Hemiptera; Aphididae. The transcript is spliced from 8 exons. The record is from RefSeq and is a predicted model, not a curated record. Gene Ontology annotation, cellular component: preribosome, large subunit precursor. The coding region runs from base 635 to 1795 and encodes 386 amino acids.